Messenger RNA from Mobula hypostoma (lesser devil ray), 2329 nucleotides. RefSeq names its product calcipressin-1-like. Gene Ontology annotation, cellular component: nucleus; cytoplasm. The transcript is spliced from 4 exons. Gene Ontology annotation, molecular function: calcium-dependent protein serine/threonine phosphatase regulator activity; nucleic acid binding. Gene Ontology annotation, biological process: calcium-mediated signaling. Bases 81 to 830 code for a protein of 249 amino acids. Lineage: Eukaryota; Metazoa; Chordata; Chondrichthyes; Myliobatiformes; Myliobatidae. The record is from RefSeq and is a predicted model, not a curated record.
GGGGGAAGUGUGGCAAAAAACCGUCCGCAGAGCCCGUCCUUCUGCUCGGGGAGGGUGGGGUGUAGCGGGGAGGAAAAAUAAUGACGGUGGCGAACAACGGCGAGAGCGAGAAGAGAAGCCCGGUGAAUGCGGACGACAUGGAGAGGGAGAGCGAUGUGUAUCCGGCGGCGGACGGUGAAUGCAGCGGCGGGCUGCAGGCGGACGGGCAGCGCCGGCAGGGGCAGCUGGGCUCGCAGCUCGACGACUUGCCCACCUCCACCAUCGCUUGCAACGUGGACGAGCGGGUGUUUGUGGACGCCCUGUACCGGGAUGACUUUGAGACGUUAUUCAGGGUCUAUGACAAGAAUGUGACUUUCCAGUUUUUUAAGAGCUUCAGGCGAGUUCGAAUCAACUUCAGCAAUCCUAUUGCUGCAACAGAGGCCAGAAUUCAACUUCAUGAAACUGAAUUUAAUGGGAAGAAAAUGAAACUGUACUUUGCACAGAUCCAGAACAAAGCUUUCAGUAAAGGUAGCCCACACCUAGCUCCACCUCAUCCAGAAAAGCAGUUCCUCAUUUCCCCACCAGCGUCCCCACCCGUUGGAUGGAAGCAAGCAGAGGAUGCCACUCCAGUUAUAAACUAUGACUUGUUAUAUGCAAUUUCCAAACUGGGACCAGGGGAGAAAUAUGAAUUGCAUGCCGGCACUGAUACCACGCCAAGUGUUGUUGUUCAUGUCUGUGAAAGCGACCCUGAGCUGGAGCAAGAACAGGAGGAGGAAGAUGGGAAGAAUCGACCCAAACCAAAAAUCAUUCAAACUAGACGGCCAGAUUAUACUGCCAGCCACUCGAAGUGAAAUGUUGAACUUUAUCCAUUUCUUUGCAUUUGGAUUCCUCAUACAGAGAAUGACCACACUACUGAGUUAUAAUGGGGAUACUGGACUGCAGUAUAACUUGUGGAAAAGAUAAAAUUCCCAAAUGCAUAACUGUAUGUGUGUUGAUAGGCAGAAAUAUGGGAAAUUUGUACUGUAUCAAUGCUUUUGCAUUAUUUUCUGCUGUAACCGUGUACUUUAAACUGCAAAGGUAUUGAAUGAGGACAGGUAGAUCAGCUGAGUAAGCAGCAGUGGUAAUGGCACACACGACAAUGUAGCGCCAGCAGUUGGCACGGAUCUUUUCUCGUUGUCUAUCUUGUCAUCUUGGUGUCUACCAUGUUUUUGCUGUUAUACUUUAUUUGCAUAUUGUUGCAAAAUUGUAGUUAUUUGUGGUGUUUAGAUUGGCCUGCUACAAUAUUUAAAAUAGUCCCUUCUAGCAGAGCCCAGCGUGUGAAUUGUGACAUAUUCAAGACUUAAGCAGGGAAACUGAAUUGCAAACAGUAGCUGUUUCAUAAGUUAAUUCAACCACUUACCAGGAUCAGUUGUUUUUUUUACUUUGAAACUUUUAUCUGCUUCGUGACAUACUGUAAGCAUUCUCUUAAGCUGCAUCACAAUGAUUAUAAAGAUAAUUGGCAACAGUCUUGCUUGCACUUUAUCUUUCUGCAUAUCUUCUGCAACGUAGCUACCUAUACCCGUGGACUAAUCAUAUGUCGUAAAACACAUAAUAUUGUAUGGCAAUUUUUAGAAGUGCAUUUAUGUUUUCUAAAUUAACUGACUCACCGUUUAUUUCAUUAUUAAUCAGGCAUGACCAACUCCACUUCAGUUUAUCCUUCUAAUGUCAGAGUUAGAUUUGGAUACCAGUGGUAUGUUCCUCUUUCUGGCUAGUUUACUUGUGCAGUGAGGGAGUGCACUGCAAAGUGUCAUCACAUCAUGAAGAGCUGUUGAUUAUGAGAAUAGUUAUUGCACUUCAUAAUCCAGAAUGAAGAUCAACUCUCAGAGACAAUUAUUAGAUAGAAUGGUAUGAAAAUCAAGUCUGAAUAUAGUUUUGUUUGUGUCCAAAUACUCCUGCUUAUCAAUUUGACUUUUGGAGUGGACAUUUGUUUGUGAAUAAAAGACACGUGGCUAUAUUGUCAAAUCAAUAAUUGUGUAUUCAGAAGUAUAAGACGGUCAUUUUGUUGAUUGCAGGAGUAAAACGUAAGUUACAGUCUGAUUCCAUAUAACUUUGCUUCCUGGCCUGAAAUACUGGUUACUUGAGCUAAACGUAGAUUAUUUAUGUUGAUGUGAAAGUAACAAAUUUCUGAUUUAUGAUGUCUCGUCAGAGCGCAAUCAUCCUAUGUAAUAUUAGAAUAUUUUGAGCUGUUUCUCUAGAAAUGUAAUAUCAGUAAAAUUAAAUUAUUAUCUGUCUGCUGUACAUAUUGUUCAUAUUUGUACAGAUUGGAAUAAUUGGGCAGAUGGGAUGUUUACAAAUAAAUACAUUUGCUUUA